AUGGCGAGAGAGCCUCUGGCUAGUGACCUAUGGAUCUCUGUGUGUAUUUGCAUUCUGUUCAUUGCCCACCAAUGUAACUGUUUUUACCUCCCUGGUGUUGCACCUGAGGAUUUCUGGAAGGGGGAUCCGUUGAGGGUGAAAGUGAACAAGCUGACUUCCACAAAAACACAACUUCCUUACUCAUACUAUUCACUGCCUUAUUGUCAGCCAGAUCGCAUUGUUGACAGUGCAGAAAAUCUUGGGGAAGUUCUACGGGGUGACCGCAUUGAAAACUCUCCUUAUGUGUUUAAAAUGAGAGAACCACAGUUGUGCAAUGUUGUGUGUCGUCUAACUCUCAAUGCAAAAACGGCGAAUGAGUUCAAGGAAAAGAUAGAUGAUGAGUAUCGGGUGAACAUGAUUUUAGACAAUCUUCCUUUGGUGGUUCCUCUAAGAAGGCUCGAUCAGGAAGUAUAUCUGCAUGGCUUCCUUGUUGGUCUUAAAGGACAGUAUUCUGGAAUCAAAGACGAAAAGUAUUUUAUCCACAACCACUUGGCAUUUAUGAUUAAGUAUCAUAGAGAUCCAGAGAUAGAGUUGUCAAGGAUUGUAGGAUUUGAGGUUAAACCAUUCAGUAUAAAGCACGAAUAUGAAGGUGAAUGGAAUGAGAAUACCCGCUUAACUACCUGUGAUCCCCAUGCAAAGAAGUUAGUCUCCAGCUCUGAAUCUCCUCAAGAGGUUGAAGACAAGAAAGAAAUCAUUUUCACCUAUGAUGUUGAGUUUGAGGCGAGUGAUGUGAAGUGGGCAUAUCGCUGGGAUACCUAUCUUCUAAUGGCCGAUGACCAGAUUCACUGGUUUUCAAUUGUCAAUUCUUUAAUGAUUGUCCUUUUCCUUUCAGGAAUGGUGGCUAUGAUAAUGAUGCGGACACUUUAUCGUGAUAUCUCGAAGUAUAAUCAAUUAGAGACACAAGAAGAAGCCCAAGAAGAGACAGGAUGGAAACUUGUCCAUGGGGAUGUUUUCCGGCCUCCAUCAAACUCAGACUUACUCUGUGUGUAUGUUGGAACAGGUGUUCAGUUUUUUGGAAUGAUUCUUGUCACCAUGAUCUUUGCUGCCCUUGGAUUUCUGUCUCCCUCAAAUAGAGGGGGGUUGAUGACAGCUAUGCUCUUGCUCUGGGUAUUUAUGGGACUGCUCGCUGGAUAUGCUUCAGCACGUCUUUAUAAGAUGUUCAAAGGAGCAGAAUGGAAGAAAAUCACUCUCAGGACAGCCUCUAUGUUUCCUGCCACUGCCUUUGCUAUAUACUUUGUGCUAAAUGCUCUAAUUUGGGGGCAGAGGUCUUCCGGGGCUGUGCCAUUUACAACAAUGUUUUCUCUUCUUUUCUUAUGGUUUGGCAUCUCAUUUCCACUUGUCUUUGUUGGUGGUUACGUGGGGUUUAGAAAGCCAGCAAUUGAGAAUCCUGUAAAGACAAACAAAAUAGCUAGGCAGAUUCCAGAAAAGGCUUGGUACAUGAAUCCUGUCUGCUCUAUUCUAAUAGGAGGCAUACUCCCAUUUGGCGCGGUCUUCAUUGAGCUUUUCUUCAUUCUCACAUCAAUCUGGUUACACCAAUUUUAUUAUAUAUUUGGCUUCCUGUUCAUUGUGUUCAUCAUCCUCAUUAUCACCUGUGCUGAGAUCACAAUUGUUCUCUGCUACUUUCAGCUGUGUAGUGAAGACUACAAUUGGUGGUGGAGGUCAUAUCUGACUUCAGGUUCCUCUGCACUCUACCUUUUCCUAUAUGCCGUUUUUUAUUUCUUCACAAAACUUGAGAUCACAAAACCCGUAUCUGGAGUACUGUAUUUUGGGUACAUGCUGCUGCUUUCAUAUGCAUUUUUUGUGUUGACUGGAACAAUUGGUUUCUAUGCAUGCUUCUGGUUCACAAGGCUGAUCUAUUCAUCAGUGAAAAUUGACUGA
This is a messenger RNA of Abrus precatorius (Indian licorice), 1917 nucleotides long. RefSeq names its product transmembrane 9 superfamily member 8-like. Gene Ontology annotation, cellular component: membrane. Gene Ontology annotation, biological process: protein localization to membrane. Bases 1 to 1917 code for a protein of 638 amino acids. Lineage: Eukaryota; Viridiplantae; Streptophyta; Magnoliopsida; Fabales; Fabaceae. The transcript has 7 exons. The record is from RefSeq and is a predicted model, not a curated record.